AUGUCGGCGGCUUCACCAUCGCCUUCUAAAGAUGAUGUGGGUCUUGUGAUUUUUUUUUUUGGAGAACCGUACUUUUUACGGGUAUUUUCUCCUCUUUUUUGAUGAUUUUUGGGUUUUUUUCGUUUCGGAAAUUUGAGUUUGAUCAUAUUUUUCUUUAAUCUUCUGAUUUUUCCAAGCUUGAUUUCUGAUAGAAUUUUUCUGAAGAAUUUUUUUUUCUCUUUUUUCCAUGUCCUUAGUAGCUUCUUUGAGGGUUUUCCAAGCCUUCGGGGUCAUUUUUUUUAAAGGAAAGGAAACAUUUUUGAGUUGAAUAAUUUAUUUUCCGGAUCGUGAUAGUUUUGUACUUCUGGACUGCAUUUUUGGAAAAAAAAAUCUUCUUUUUGACCAUUUUCUAACAGCUGCAAAUGCACAGACAAGUGAAAAAAAGACCAAAAUUUUUUUUUAAUUCGAAAUCUUGAGCAAUUCAGGCUCUUUCCAAGUCCUUUUUAACGAUGAAAAAAACCCGAAUUUCUUGGAAAAAGCCUGAAUUUUUUCAUUAUUCCUACAGAAUCUUUGAAAAGUUUAUUGAUUUAAAAGAUUCUCAAGCAUAAGUCCUAUUCGAAAAAUUAAAAUUUAAACUCAAAAAUCACAGUUUAUAAAAAUACGGAUCCUUUUUCUGAACUUCUAGGCUUUUCCUCCAAGCUUCCAAAGCCAUUUUCACCAGGGAACACUACAUUUUGGCCCACAAAAAAGUAAAGAAGAUCGAAAUCGGAUUGAUCCAACACACCGACACACACACAAGUUUCGUGUUGAGCGGACGGAAAACCGGCGCCGAUUUCGCGUGGUUGGCGCGUCGCGACGAAUCGGACGAUGUCAACCUAUUUCCAUCCAUAAAACUCGUCCAUUUUCCGUCCCGAUUUCUCACCGGAACCUUCCUUCUGCGAUGGCGGGUUCUUCUGAUCAACCGAAUUGAGUUUUUUGGAGGCGGAAGGAAGGGUGAUAGACUUUAACGACCGGAUAGGAAAUUUAGAAGGAGAGUGAAGAAUCGAUUUUUCUGAUAAAUGGCGAAGCUAAGGAGUUUUUUUGUUUGGGUGGAAAUUUAAAAGAAGAGACUUUUUGACGGAAGGAGGUCCAUGGAAUUCGGACAUUACUGAAGAAUUUUUUGGAGCAAUUGAGUUUUUAAUCUCUCUGAUCUCUGGCAAAACUUUCCGGUGCAUAAAAUGAUUUUUUGACGGAAGUCAUUAAAGUUGAUAUCAGAGCUCUGAUAAUGUUUUUUUUUGUCCGUUUUCCUUCCCGACUUUUCACCGCAACCUUCUGCGACAGCGGGUUCUUCUGAUCAACUGAAUUGAGUUUUUGGAGGCAAACGGAAGAUGGAAAUUUUUUCAACGGCUGGAUAGGAAAUUUAGAAUAAGAAGGACUGGACAAUCGAUUUUUCCGAUCAAUAGGACAAUUCAAACGUUCACUUUGAAUCAAAUGAACUGAGGGCGUUUUCGUGGUGGAUCCUGAUAAAAUUGAUAUCAGAAACUUGGUCGUCAUUUUUUUUUUCUUGAUAAUUCGGGCGAUCCAGAAGAUUUUUAGAAAGGAUAAAACUGAAAUAAGUCGUCUUCCAAAGUUUUAAAUGAGAAGAACUGGAUGAAAAGUAGAAAAAUCGAUUUUUUUUUUCGAUUGAGAAAUUUGAUUUUAAAGUUUCAUUAUAUUUUUGAUAGGGAAUUCUAAAAAUUAGUCGUUUUUUUGAAAAUCUGAUACUGAUUUUUCAUACCAAACCCAUCAUUACCUAAAAAAAGUUUUUUUAGAAAAAAAAUUGACAUUUAGUAGACUUUUUCAAAUGAUUCGAUGGCUUUUUUUAGAACUUUUAAAAAAAUUUUUAGAUUCUUUUUAAAGUUCUUCGUUUUUAAAAACUUCAUAAUUUUUAAAUUGAAACGCCUUUUUUUGAUCAUUAUUCUAGGCUAGUUUCACUUAUCUGUGCUUUUCGAACUGUUGAAAGAUGGAUAAAAUUAAUAUUUUUUCCCAUUUUUUUCUUGCAGUAAAAAGAUUGUAGAUCAGUUCACUUUAUCGAGAACCUCGUCUAGUUUACGAAUAAAUCUUGUUAUUAUUUUUUUUUUUAAAUUGAAAUUUGUUCUUCUGAACCCCGAAUUUGAACUUUGUGAACUCAAAAUAUGCCAUUUCUCGGGCUUUUGAGCUCGCUUAAGCCCAUUGGCCAGCUGCAGCUUUUGCUCUUCAAUAGCUUCUGAAGAUGAUCCUUUAUUUAGGCCCGAGGGUAGUUUUCAGUGGUAAUAAUUGGUUGAUUUCUUGGAUUCUGUUCAAAAUUUGACCGAAAAAAAUAAUUUUCAAGCUCAAUUUUGACGGAAUCAUCAGAAAAAACACUCAAAAAUUUUUUUUUGUUUAUUUUCGAGCCUUUGAAAUCAAAUAAACGUAAAGAACAAAAUUUGGAGCUUUGAAAUAUAAUUAUUCAAAAAAAUCCAGAAUUCAGUAGUGAUUUUUUUAUGGAAUGCCCUUCAAACGUAGGAUACGGUAGUAAUUAAAAAGACUUUCAAAUUCCUAUAUAAUCCCAUAUUUUUUUGACGAAAGCUCUGAAUUCCUUCAAACUAUCUCGACCGGACAAUUUUUGAACUUAAUUUGUCAAAAUCACCUUAUAAAAUAAUUUUUCCUUAUUUUUUCCUUUCUAAAAACAGUAAUCAUCAGAAAGAGAAAAAGUCUCACUUUCUGAGGGUAGCUUUACCCUCUUAUUUGAAACUUUUUUCAUUUUUGAAAUUCACUGAAAGGAAGGAAAAAUCCAAUCUGAUGCGAUAAUGACAGACAGUAGCUUUAAACUGUCCUCCAUUAAAAAUUCGAAAUUUUUUUCCUAUUUCUAAAAGAUGUACAAAAGCUUGAAAAAUUCAAAAUCGCAUAAUUGAGACUACUUUCUUCCCAAAUAGACAGUAACCAACUGAAAGAAAGGAAAAAUCGGUUCUGAUUCAAUAAUAUUGGACGGUAUCUUUGAACUCUCCUCCAUUGAGAAUUCGGAGCUGAUUUUAUUCUUGAAAAAUGUCCAAAGCUCCAUCAAAUCCUAUAUUUUUGACGACAGCUUCACUAAGUUUUUGAGAUAUGAUUUUUAAAAGUUGCGGGAAAUUAGUUUUAGACCUAACUUUUCGACCAUCAAAUUUCGAAAAGUUAGGCCUGAAACUACAUUAAACGCAAAUUUCAAAAAUUAAUAUCUCAAAAACUAGAAAUUUGCGCAGGUAGCGACUAUGAGGUAUCUUCAUCUAGACCUUCAGAGAGUGUUUGAGCGGAUUUUUUGAAAAUUCCAAACCGCAAAGUAAAAUUACUUCCCGUAUAAUUGAAAAUACUCUCCUUGCCAAUAGACAGUAACCAAAUGAAAGAAUAAAAAUCCAAUCCAAUCUAUCCCCCCUGCCUGCCGGCAACUCUAACCUCCUCCAAACUAUCGCCGCAAAAUCGACAAAAAUAAACGGAUGGUUGGGAUGGCGCGACCGGCACACACACACAUACUUUUCAGUUUGGAAAGCAGAAAGAAAAAAAAGGAGCCGGGGCCGUUUGCCGUCGCAGUUUUCGUCGCUUUUUGUCUGUUUCGUGUUUGCUCUCGGCCGUGUGUCGAUCGGUUUCCGGUGAAACGGCUCACGCGCUUUUUUUCGUUCCCUUUCAACCCUGACUCUGAAGUUUUACCUUCAGUUACUUUCUACCUUGAUUCGGUUUUUUCUCGAGAUUUGAGUAUGGCUAGGUUGAGGAGUCAGAACUGAUCAUGAAAGUGUUUUUAUAAUUUAUCUCUAGGUAAGUUUUACCUUGAUUGUGUCUCUCGAAGUUGGAACAAACUCUUGGUUUUUUUCUCGAGAUUUUGAGGGAAUUGAUGAAUUUUGAGUAUUGCUAGGGUUACAGGCGUCUUAUGAGCUAGCUUUGAGGAGUCCAAACGGGCUCUGAACUUGAUUCUGUACUUCAAUGACGGGCAAAUUCUACCUUGAUCAAGUUUUUCUCGAGAUUUUGAGGAAAUAUAUGUGUUUUUGGUAUGGCUAGGGUUUGAGGGGUCUACUAAGGUUUGAUGAGGCUCGACUUGUUUUUAUACUUUACCUCCAGGUACUUCUUACCUUGAUUAGAUUUUUUCUCGAGACUCUGAAGGAAGUAAUGGAUAUUGAGUUUGCUAAGUUGAGGAGUCAGAACUGAGCAUGAAAGUGUUUUUAUAAUUUAUCUCUAGGUAAGUUCUACCUUGAUUGUGUUUCUCAAAGUUCUGAAAAAAAUAUUGGUUUUUUUUAGUAUGCCUAGGGUUUGAGGACUCUACUGGUCUUUGAGAGGUGAAAAUCGACCCUGAGCUUGGUUUCAUACUUAACGUCCAGGUACUUCCUACCUUGAUUAAUUUUCAUCUCCUGCUUUUAAGAAUAACAGUAAAUUUUGAGCAUGGCACAUGUUUGAGCAAUCAAAAGGGACUCUGAAGCUGUUUUUAUACUUUAUUUUCAGUUACUUCUCACCUUGGUUGAGUUUUUGUCGAGCUUUUGAAGAAAAUGAUGAACCUAGAGUAUGGUUAGGACUUGAGGGGUCUACUAAGGUCUUUGAGAAGAAUUUUUAACAGUUAUUUUUGAUACAUAAGUGAUUUAUCGAAGGUUUUCGAGUUGAGCAGUUGCAAAAAUUUAAAGAUUAGGACUGCGGACUCUUUUGGGAUCAAAUAGUGAUAUGGGAUCUUCAGAAAGUAGUUGUAUAGUGCUUUCGACCUUUGGAUGCUAUAAAGAGCUGCGAUUUCUGGAUUAUAAAACGUUCUAAAAGUGUUCCACGAACUUCAAGAUUUUUAUGUUUUCAUUGAGCUUCUGAGAUUCGAAUUUUUUUGGAUCUUCCAAAAUUAGUGUUUGUCAAUAAAGAAUAAGUUAUAACAGAGCUGUACAGAAAACUUGCGAAAAAAAAACUUUUUGAAUAAUUUUUCAAGAUUGAAGCUAAUUUAUAGAUUCAUAUUUCCUUUUCCUCUUUUCUUCUGGUUUGCAAUUUUGGCCAACCCAGGUUUUUGGGUUUCUCGAACUUUUUUCCUUCCCUUUUCAUCAUUUUUUUCAUUGCAGAUGGCCUUCCAACCGGCGUUCAACGCGCGGCUGAUCGAGGAGGUCAAACAGCACCAAUGCCUGUACAAUCAUACGAGACGUGGCAGUGGAGACACUAUCGAGAGGAUGAAGCUCUGGGACACCAUCGCCAAGAAGAUCGACAACAGUUGUUCGGGUUGGUUACGGGCCCAAAUCGGGGGAAAAUGCUCUAGAAGAACAAAUAAAUCGAUAAAAGUUGUUGCCGUGUUCAAUUUGAUUCCGCGAAAUGCGAAAUACCGUUAGAAAAAGGAAAAGAUCACUAAAUUUUGGAGAGUCAGAGAUAAUUACGCAUUUCGCGGAAUCAAAUUGAACACGGCAUGAGAAAAAUUGACAGAAAUAGGCUUCCAAAAGGGUCUUGUUCAGUUUUAAGCUUCGAAAAGGGUUUUAUUGAUCAAGAAAAAAAAAAUCAAACAGCUGGGACUUUUUUUAAUAAAAAAACUUUUUAAGAACGAUAAAAAAACAGCUUUACGGCUUGAUUUUCAGCAAGAAAAAAACGACUUCACAAAUUCAAAAAAAUUGGCAAAUUGGGAAAUGAUCUCAAGUCAAGUUUCUGAGAAAUCCGUAGAAAAAAAUUUUUCGAUUUUUUUAUCUUUUUUUAGCUGGCGAGAGAGAAGAGAGCGCAGACAGGUCAUACAGUCAUGAAAUUUUAAUCAAAAUGGCUUAGAAAAUGCUCAAAAAGGACCAGUUGACAGACGGAAUGAGUACUGAAAAACCUGUAAUAAGUUUAUUGAGAAAAAAUUGGGAUAUUUUCCAAACCGCGUUUUUUUCUGAACCGGCUCUAUACAUAGACCAGAAAAAAACUUAAAAAAAUAACCUUUUGGAAAAAAAUCCUUAAAAAAACCUUUGAAGAUCUUUUUUUCUUUGAACUUCUUUAAGAGGUAAAAGAUGGAAAAAAAGAGAUUCAGAUAAAUUUUUGACACCUUCUUAGGAACUCAAAAAAAGCUCUAGAUUCUUGUUUUUGAGGCUUUUUUGGACUUUGUCCCUGUUUCCGUUGCUUUUUGAUCCAUUAAAAGACAUUUUUUCGGUCCGGAAAAAAUCCCAUUUUUCCCCCUUUUAAUACACUUUUCGCCAUAUCGUCCAAGGCAAAUGGAUAUUUGUAACAUCUGGUGGCAAUCGAUAUCGUUCGCCGGAAAAAAUGACCACUUUUCCUGAAGAUCUCCCUGGAGUAAUGGAGGAGGUCGUUUGGAAUAAUCUUUUAGUGAUUUUUUCGUAAUUUUCAAAUUCCUCAUGUCCAACGGACUCCAAAGCAUAGUAAAUUUGAAAAAUUAACGAGAUUUUUUUGAUUUUUUUGUAGGCUGAAAGAAGUUCAAAAUGAAAAAAACAUGAAUUACAUUCAAAAAAAUAACACUGGAAAAAAAGGCUUUUUUUCGCGUCGAGACCUUUAUCAAAUUGAUCCAUGCUCCUUUAAAAAUACAGAAAGACUUCAAAGCAGAUUUUUCUUUUUUUUUUUACUUUUCCAUUUGAUUUUUUAUUCUUUUCACAUUGAUAUAUAGUUUCGAGUAGUUCAUAAAACUUAAAAACCGACUUUUCCACGUAAAAAUUCGUUUCUAGAGUUGUUUUCCUCGUAUAAAUUAUUCAGAACACCUCACGGUUUUUUUAAAGGAGCAUAGACAGAAUUUAUGAAGGUCUCGACGCGAAAAGUCUUUUUCAAAGUUAUUUUUGAUCAUUUAACCCAUGAGCCUUCAAGUUGAGUAUCACGACAAACUUUUGAUUCAAAUCGAAGACCACGAUUUCUGGCGACUGGCCAAUAUAUAUAUAUACUCAGACUGACGUGAAGGCUCCGGCCCAGCUUCCUUCCGUUUAUUGCCGAAAACCGGGCCAGACGGAUCCAAUUUCUCUAAAUGAAACCAAGACACAAGGCCACGCAUGGAAAACAAUGAAUCUCUUCUUUUUUUUUUCUUCGUCUGAGCUUCGAAAUGGAUCUUUUGAUAUUGUUGGAUUGAAUGAAAGUUGAGAAGUUAUUCUUUUUUUGGGGGACUCGAACAUCAAGCCUUUUUCACCUAGAAAAUGGUAUUUUUUUAAAAAAAAAAAUUAUAGACAGUUUACAAGUUUACAAAGUUUAUUGAGCUUUUCUACGCUCCUGGGAAAGUUUUUUUAGUGACCUCUAUAGGUGCUCGCCAAGAAUUACUUGGAGAAGACACUAAAGUGACCACUAAAACGACCUCUAUAGUGGCCACUAUCAUCCUUUUCAGUGGCCACUAUAGAGGUUCUCUAUUUAGUGGCCACUUCAGUAGUUUUUCAUCCAUUAUUCCUUCCAGUAACUAUGAUAAUUUCAGAACAAAUAGAUUGGACCAGUUAUGUUGAUCCAUUGACCAAUAAAGUGGCCACUAAAAUUUUUAGUGAUCUAGUAGUAGCACUUAGACCUCUAUAAUGGCCACUAAUUUUUAACCCCUUAAGUGGCCACUAAUUUGACUACUAUAGGGGCCACCAAAACAUCAGAGCCCUAUAGUGGCCACUACAAAUUUUCGCAGUUUAGAGUUUUUUUCGGAUUUUCCAGGUCUUACCAAAAAUAUAAAUAUGUAUUGACCUCGCAAUUGGAGUACCUUAUGAGGUAAUGAAACUGUUCGAGCUAUAUUGAAAAUUCUGAUUUUUAGGGGGUCUUUGAUCGAAUGUUUAUUAAUUCAAAGUUUUUUUCCGAGCUGUCGAUACUUCGUGUGAAAUUUUUAAAAUGAUAAAUUUUUAUGCGGAUUUCAGAAUAACAAUAUUUUUCAGGCGAAUUCGCGAAAAAACGAUGGCUCCAACUGAGGGAUCGGUACCGGAAAGAGCUGAAAAUGGCGAUCAAGAACAAUUUCGUGACCCCGAUUCGUUGGUGUUACUUCAGUCAACUGUCUUGGCUCGACCCCUAUCUGAAAGAUAACAUGUGAGGAUUUUCUGAAAUUCUCAUGUUUCAGAUAAAGGUUAAAACUUCCAAAACUUCCCAAUUUUGAAGAAAAGAAGCCUUAAAACGAUCAAAAAUCGAUAUAAUCAAAAGUUGCGCCCUUGUUUCUCGAAAACUAGGAAUUUUCGUAAAUUAAGACUUUCAGAAUCACUUUCUGGUACUUCAAGGAUCACUCUGACCCAUUUUUAAAAAUUCCAAACCGAAAAAUAAAAUGGCCUUCUUGUAAGUAUUCCCAGAAAGAAAUUGAGAUUUUCCAGCGCCCUCGCCGCCGACGGAAUGCAUCUGGAUGGAACGACGACCCCGCAGCUUCAGAUGCCGAAUUCUGGAGGCAAUGGCCAAUCCGGAUCCCCGGCCGGCUUCAACUGGUUCGACUUCAGCACCCUGACCUCGCUCCAGGACGAGAAUAUGGACGAGAGUGAGUUUUGAGGGGUCAUUCUAGGGUUUUUGUUAGUUUUCUGAUUUUUUUGAUGAAGUUUGAGGGAAUAUUUAAGCUUUUUAUAGCUCUGGAAGUUUUUUGUAUAAAAAUUGACGACAUUUGCCUCGCAGUUAUACAGCGAGAAGGAAUCUGUGUCGCGUAGACGCCUUUGCUACGAGUUUGCAGCGUGGUGUAGUGGCUAGCGCGCUUGCACUGCGUAGAAUGGUGUCAGGGUUCGAGUCCUUUCGCCGAAAUUCCUUUUUGCCAUUUUUUCCUUGGAAGUAAUCUAUCAAAAAUAUUGAAAUUUUGUUUCCUCAGAAUAAAGAGAAUCCAAAUUUGAGCCUUUAUGACUAGAUUUCGCGAAAAUUUGUACCGUUUUUUCUGAAACUUUAUUUUUUACCAUUCACUGUGAUGCCAGAGCUUGUCAGAGUCAUUUCUUACAUAAAAUUCUUCAUUUUUCUUUUUAGACGACGAUCUUGAAUCGAUGGACGCCCCAUACGACGCGUCAGCUUCUGUACUCGACCGCCUCCUCGCCACGACCCAUCCCCGGCCGAACAGCACCUCGCCUGGAAGUCCGUCUUCCAGAAUAUUCCAUCUCAAACCAUGCUCAUUUCCAGUGGACAACGACGACUCGGGACCUCACAGCGUCGGCACGUCCGGCCUUGGCGUCGACGUGGAAGACGAACAAGCGCCGACGUCUUCUGAGAAUCGGCCGACGACGUCGACGCCGACCUCCGGACACUUCAAUCAUCACGACGACACGGAUGGAGACAUGGAAGCCGCGUCUGGAAACGAAGAUUCGCCGUCGCAGAAAAGGAGCGACGCGCGUUUUGCAACGUCGCUCGCGACACAGCUCGCCAACUUGCCCAAGGGGCCUGUCAAGAACGAGAAUGGAUAUGGAGAUGCGACGGUGAAUAUUCUCUUCUUGCAAGGGAAAAAAUUUGGUUGAAGUAUUUCAGUGUUCCAGAAGUUUUUGUAUGAUUUGAUUGGCCCAAAUUAUUAUUUUUCUCGAUUGCAGACACACACUCAAUUGCCUCCAUUCACGUACAAGGAUCAAUACCUUCGACAGAACCGCCAACACCAACAGCAGCACUUGUUGAGGGCCCAAAUGUUGCAGGUGAUUUUGAAAAACAAUAAAAAGUUGAAAAAUUAAAUUUUCGUGUAGAUGAAAAGAUCUAACAAGCUUUCCAUUUUUGUUCAAACUUUUUCGAUAAAUCAACUUUUUUUCAUCAGAAGAUAAAUUCCAGGCCGGUCGAAUGGCCAUGGAUUGGAUGAACGACGAGGAUUUGCUCUACUGUCGUAUCAUUGGCCUGAAACUGAAGAAGAUGGAUGUGAAAAAGCGGAAAAAGGUUGGUUUGAAGAAAAUUUGUAACCAGAGAAUGUAGUAGGGCUUCCACAGGUUUUUUUCAGAUUUGUUGAAGUUUUUUCGGUUUUUUAGGCUUUUUAAUCAUUCAUCAAUCCAUCUAGAAGUUCCCUAGUCUUUCCCAAAUUUGAGAAGCCUUUUCUAGAUUCAGGAGGAUUUUCACUGAAAAAGGCAUAUUUCAGACUUUUAAACGGGUCUUUUUAUUUAGCAGUUUUUUUUUUCCAAAAAAUCUGAUUCGUUUUAAGUUUUGAAAGUUUCCUUGGCUUUUUUUGAACUCGGUUUGAUGGUUUCCUAUUUUGUUCGAGAAAUAUUUGUUUCGUUCAUUUUUACGAUUUUUAUAGAAGAGGGAGUUUGAUUCAUGAAAAUUUCAAUCAAUUUUUUUUUCUCAUCAAACUUCCUUAAGAUCCGCGACCAAAUCAUGGCUCUUUUGGACGAAUCCGAGCCGGAAAAUGAAGAAACGACCAACGUCGAUCCAGAAGACGUCGAGCCGCCGACCAAAAUCGAAACUUCUUAA
This is a messenger RNA of Caenorhabditis auriculariae, 10194 nucleotides long. The record is from the annotation of a GenBank genome assembly. NCBI's taxonomy places the organism in Eukaryota, Metazoa, Nematoda, Chromadorea, Rhabditida, Rhabditidae.